AUGAUUUCCUUCAUCCUCUGCCUUCUCCCUGCUCUCCUAGCUACAACGAGUGCACAAGGUGAGACCCUGACAUGUAACACGUGCUUUGGCCAAACGGAGACCUGCAGUUUCGCUCCAGGAACCUGCCAAGACAACAAGGCUACUGGUGGCUGCCUCUCCGUGGCAGAAGCUAUUACACUGGAUGGGACACAGAACACGUACUUCUACAAACAGUGUCUGAGUAGUUAUAAGAGUGACAUCGAAGUCCCCAUCUCCUUCACUGUUGGGAAUGGCCAGUAUGUGAGGAUCAACACCACACGAUGCAACACAGAUAACUGUAACUCGGCUCUACCUGGAGUGCCCACAGGGAGCACCACCAAGAACGGGCUGCAGUGCCCAACCUGCUUUGCUCUGAACUUCACUGUCUGCAACAGCGCAAUCACCCCUUGUACCGGGGACGAGACCUAUUGCAUGGAUUUCACUGGGUUUCUAUACCAAGGUCCAUCUUUUUCACCAUUUCAAGCAAAAGGCUGCGCUACUGCGUCUGCUCAGGCCAUUAAACCUGGAACCAAGCUGGCUACUGCACUCUACACAUUUGACUUUUUUUGGGGGUCCUCUGUUCCGGCGGAGAAAAUACCCAUGAACCCCCCACCCACAACCGCUGCCUCUCUAGAAACAACGACCACAACCCCCAAUACAAUCACCAUCCCCGCAAGAACCACCCCUGGAGCCAGCCCGGCUCUGGGGAAAUUCUCCUUUGCCCUCUACCUGCCUGGCCUGACUGGGCUGCUGCUGGUGAAGCUGCUCUCCUGA
Messenger RNA from Terrapene triunguis (Three-toed box turtle), 792 nucleotides. RefSeq names its product phospholipase A2 inhibitor and Ly6/PLAUR domain-containing protein-like. The transcript is spliced from 6 exons. The record is from RefSeq and is a predicted model, not a curated record. NCBI's taxonomy places the organism in Eukaryota, Metazoa, Chordata, Testudines, Emydidae. Bases 1 to 792 code for a protein of 263 amino acids.